CUGAAUCUCGCGAUGGAGUCGGUUGAUGUGAUUAUUGUCGGAGCAGGCUGGCACGGCCUCGCCGCCCUCAAAACCUACCACCAAGUCCACCCCAAUGCCCGCAUCCUGUGCCUCGACAACAGCGCCUCCAUCGGGGGCGUCUGGGCCACGCAUCGUCUCUACGAGGGCCUCAAAUCCAACAAUCUGCUGGGCACCUAUGAAUUCUCCGAUUUCCCAAUGGACCCCGCCACCUACGGGGUCCAACCGGGGGAGCACAUCCCGGGCGGAGUCAUCCACACCUACUUCCAACGCUUCGUGGAACACUUUCACCUCGCCGAGUUCAUUCGCUUGAAUACCACGGUGGAAGUCGCGGAUCAUCAAGCCGAUGGGA
Messenger RNA from Aspergillus ibericus CBS 121593, 370 nucleotides. Its product is annotated as FAD/NAD(P)-binding domain-containing protein. Lineage: Eukaryota; Fungi; Ascomycota; Eurotiomycetes; Eurotiales; Aspergillaceae. The record is from RefSeq and is a predicted model, not a curated record. Gene Ontology annotation, molecular function: N,N-dimethylaniline monooxygenase activity; NADP binding; flavin adenine dinucleotide binding. The annotation marks the transcript as partial. The transcript is spliced from 2 exons.